This is a messenger RNA of Xenopus laevis (African clawed frog), 796 nucleotides long. It is a transcript of the gene msmb.7.L, whose product is annotated as beta-microseminoprotein. The transcript has 5 exons. The record is from RefSeq and is a predicted model, not a curated record. Lineage: Eukaryota; Metazoa; Chordata; Amphibia; Anura; Pipidae. Bases 80 to 469 code for a protein of 129 amino acids.
GAUUCAGCCUUCAAAUUGAAACCAAUGCUCAACACACACUGAACACAGAUAUGCUUUCCCAGUGAAUUAUGAUACAGAAAUGUAUGAGGCAGUUUUUAAUAAGAAAACCUGCUCUUACUAUUUUGUGGAAAAGAAUCUACUGUUUGUUCCAAUACUGGCUUCUUCAUUUGUAGUAUUCUUAUGUAAUGCGACAUGCCUUGACAGAGAUCCCAGCAGGGGACAACCAGGUGCCAGACUAGACGGCUGUCUUGAUGGGAACGUGAUGCGACCUUUUAACUCUACAUGGAAUAUAGAAAACUGUACCGAAUGCAAUUGUACUCAGAGUGGGAUAACCUGCUGUUCGACGCUUCAAGUACCUGUAGUACUUUCGGGGAACUGUGAAGUUGUGGUGAAUAGAAGUGCCUGUACCUACUAUAUCCAGAAAACCAGUGAUAAACCUGAACUCUGCAAUAUGUAUGUGUUGCUAUAGAAGCCGCAAGUCAUGUCAAAUGCAAAUGUAAAUGCUCCAUGCUCCAAUGCUCAUUGAAAACCGUUGAAAUGUUUAUGUUUAAAGAUAAUCGUUUUACAAUAAUAUAUAUUGGGAGGAUCAUAAAACAGGUCAACCAAAUGGUUAUCUGAGCACAUUGCAAUUAUUUAAGUACAUAAUUGCUAUUGCAUGGUAUUUAAAGAAGACAUUUUGGGGGUUAUUUAUCAAAAUCAGGUUUUUUUCAGAUUUUUUUAAGUAAAAAAAAUCCAAACUAGAAUCCAUGAUAUGACCUUAUUUAUCAUUGAAAAAACUUGAUAAAAUCAGUUCAGA